GAUGAUAAAUUGCGAAAAAGCCCAGGCGCAGGCGGCGAAACAAUCGGGUCCUUCUCCUCUCGUCUUGUCCCCAUCCCUCUCCCCUUUCUUUCCUCAUCCACCAGAGUUUCGCUAGCUAGGGUUUCCACCAAUGGCGGCGCCCACCACCUCCCGCCGCGGCCCCGGCGGCGCGCGCAACAUGGACGACGAGAACCUCACCUUCGAGACCUCCCCGGGGGUCGAGGUCGUCAGCAGCUUCGACCAGAUGGGCAUCAAGGACGACCUCCUCCGCGGCAUCUACGGCUACGGCUUCGAGAAGCCCUCUGCCAUCCAGCAGCGCGCUGUCCUCCCCAUCAUCAACGGCCGCGACGUCAUCGCGCAGGCCCAGUCCGGUACCGGCAAGACGUCCAUGAUCUCCCUCACCGUCUGCCAGAUCGUCGACACCGCCGUGCGCGAGGUGCAGGCUUUGAUACUCUCGCCUACUAGGGAGCUUGCUUCCCAAACAGAGAGAGUUAUGCUGGCUAUUGGCGACCACCUCAAUGUCCAAGUGCAUGCUUGCAUUGGUGGGAAAAGUAUUGGUGAGGAUAUCAGGAGGCUCGAGAACGGAGUGCAUGUCGUCUCAGGAACUCCAGGCAGAGUCUGUGAUAUGAUCAAGAGGAGGACCCUGCGAACAAGAGCCAUCAAGCUUCUAGUUCUGGAUGAAGCUGAUGAGAUGUUGAGUAGAGGCUUUAAGGAUCAGAUUUAUGAUGUCUACAGAUAUCUCCCACCAGAACUUCAGGUGUGUUUGAUUUCUGCAACUCUUCCUCAUGAGAUCUUGGAGAUGACUAGCAAGUUCAUGACCGAACCGGUUAGGAUCCUUGUGAAGCGUGAUGAGCUGACCCUGGAGGGUAUCAAACAAUUCUUUGUUGCUGUUGAGAAAGAGGAAUGGAAGUUUGAUACUCUUUGUGAUCUUUAUGAUACACUCACCAUCACCCAAGCUGUUAUUUUCUGCAAUACUAAGAGAAAGGUGGAUUGGCUUACUGAGAAAAUGCGCAGCAACAACUUCACGGUGUCAGCUAUGCACGGUGACAUGCCCCAACAAGAAAGGGAUGCCAUUAUGGGUGAGUUCAGGUCUGGUGAUACUCGUGUGCUAAUAACUACGGAUGUUUGGGCUCGAGGACUGGAUGUUCAGCAGGUUUCACUUGUCAUAAAUUAUGAUCUCCCAAAUAAUCGUGAGCUCUACAUCCAUCGCAUUGGUCGAUCUGGUCGUUUUGGGCGCAAGGGUGUGGCGAUCAAUUUCGUGCGCAAGGAUGACAUCCGUAUACUGAGAGAUAUAGAGCAGUACUACAGCACGCAAAUUGAUGAGAUGCCGAUGAAUGUCGCUGAUCUUAUUUGAGCAAGAGGAUUGGGAGGAGGGAGCGUGUUGUGUUUUAUCAUCUCCUGUCCGCGCAAGGUUUGGCUUGAGCCUCCUUUGUUGUUGGUGUCGCUGUGGACUGGAAGAGAGGGGCUUUGUAACUGGUGGAGCAGAGAUUGUUUCCGUUUUGAUCAUGGCGUGAACUGUAUAUAUUUUAGCUUGCUCCAGCUCAUGUAACACUUUCUUGCUGCGUUUGUGCUUGGGACACGAAGACCUGUGUUGAUGGCUUCAUUAGUGUGACAAUGAUUUGGUAUUGGAUUUUUGGUUGAUCGUCUGCCAUUCCUGUGCUGAACUGAAGUGCUGUUUAUUUA
Messenger RNA from Sorghum bicolor (sorghum), 1683 nucleotides. RefSeq names its product DEAD-box ATP-dependent RNA helicase 2. Gene Ontology annotation, cellular component: catalytic step 2 spliceosome; nucleolus. The coding region runs from base 131 to 1354 and encodes 407 amino acids. Gene Ontology annotation, molecular function: ATP binding; mRNA binding; RNA helicase activity. The record is from RefSeq and is a predicted model, not a curated record. NCBI's taxonomy places the organism in Eukaryota, Viridiplantae, Streptophyta, Magnoliopsida, Poales, Poaceae. The transcript has 8 exons.